This is a messenger RNA of Peronospora belbahrii, 1404 nucleotides long. Lineage: Eukaryota; Oomycota; Peronosporomycetes; Peronosporales; Peronosporaceae. The record is from the annotation of a GenBank genome assembly.
AUGAGGGAGCGUUCGGUUCAAAUUGUGGUCGCAGCGUUAGAAGUAACUGGUGGCAUUGGUUUACAUCAGCAGAUCCCAUGGUAUUUACCAACUGACAUGAAACAUUUUCGUGAGCUGACAACGUCAACAUGUGACUCUUCGGUGCAGCAUGCGGUAAUUAUGGGGCGCAAGACGUGGGAAUCACUACCGGCUAAAGUACGACCUCUGCCUAAACGCUAUAACGUAGUAUUGACACGCAAUACUAGCUAUAAAGAGAGUGUUUCGAAUAAUGUGGGCGUUGCCACGAGUUUCUACGAGGCACUAGAGCUCGUGCAACAACAAGGAUCGAAAGUGGAUCAGGUGUUUGUCAUUGGAGGAAGCGCCGUGUACGCAGAGGCGUUGGCGUAUCGAGAACAAUUGAUGCAGAAUUAUAGAGUAGUUGCGGAAUCAGAGAUACUCAAAGAAAAUGGUGUAAAGUUUCAAUUCAUGGAAUGGGAGCGAAAAAAUAAAGAAUUGGAGGAUGUCGAGACCACAGUGUUGGUGGAUAAAACGACGCCACAUGAGGAGAUGCAGUAUUUAAAUCUGAUUCGAACAAUUCUGACGCAAGGAGCAAAGCGUGAUGACCGAACUGGCACCGGGACGCUGUCAGUGUUUGGAGCGCAAAUGAGAUUCAGUCUAAGGAGCAAUGUCUUUCCACUGCUAACGACAAAGAGGGUAUUUUGGCGAGGUGUGGCCGAAGAGUUGCUGUGGUUUAUUAGUGGAAAUACGAAUGCUCACGCGCUUCAGCAGAAGGAUAUUCACAUUUGGGACGGCAAUGGAUCGCGUGAAUACUUGGACAGUAGAGGACUGCAGUCACGUGAAGUGGGAGAUCUUGGACCAGUAUAUGGUUUUCAAUGGCGUCAUUUUGGUGCUAAGUACACGGACAUGCAUGCCGACUAUACCGGUCAAGGCGUCGAUCAGCUUGCCGAGGUAAUCCACAAGCUCCGUACGAACCCCAGUGACCGCCGGAUUGUGCUGUCAGCUUGGAAUCCAGCUGAUCUCAAUGAGAUGGCGCUACCUCCGUGCCACAUGUUUUGCCAAUUUUACGUGGCAAAUGGUGAGCUGUCAUGCCAGAUGUAUCAGCGCUCGGCCGAUAUGGGAUUAGGUGUGCCAUUUAACAUUGCCAGCUACGCGCUGCUAACGCGUUUAGUAGCUCAGGUGGUCGGACUAAAACCUGGCGAGUUCAUUCAUGUCAUCGGUGAUGCGCAUAUAUAUUUGAAUCAUGAAGAGCCACUGAUAAAACAGCUGACGCGUACACCGCGUCCGUUCCCGACCCUUCACGUAAAUCCUGAGAAGAUUGCAAGCAUUGACGACUUUACAUUUGAAGAUUUCGAAGUGCGGAAUUAUCACCCGCAUGGUGCAAUUAAGAUGACGAUGUCGGUUUAA